UUCUCCAUUCCCAGCGACUUUACUGCUCUGUUCGCUGGGUGACGUCUCUCACCGACCGGUAAAAUCCACCGACAAAUCUACCGGGCUGACCGCUUAUCUUUCUUCGCUGGGACUCACGGCAGCACAACGGCAUCAGAACCCUGACUGUCCUUUUCCUUUCCCCGGCCUGAAGGGCCGCGACGAGCCGCUGACAGCUAGGACGGGACACAGAGCGGGUACCGCUUCUCCGCAGGAUGAUGGAUGUAACUCCGGUGCUGACCAACGGACACGCAUCCCGGCGGACUCGGCGGACGGGCAGCGCACACUUUUAAACAGCCCUGUGGUCAGAGAACACUGACGCACCGGCUGUUUUCUCCUUUAAUGUUUAUCUUUUUUUUUCUUCGCAAUGUCAUCAUCAAGGAGACAGUAAAGCAUCUGCUCUUCCUAUCCAGUUUCCGCUGGACGUCAUUCUCGUCAACUGUUUCUGACGGUUUUAGCAAACGUUAGUUAGCACCGGUAUGAGCAGAACCGGAUCUGCCCGUCCUAUCUAACCGGGGUCGGAGGGGUGGUGGCGGGUCCUAGUAGGGAAACAUUUGGAUUUGUGGAUGAGAGCCGGUCACCGGGUUGGAUUCUGUACGGAGGUACGCUGGCCGGAGCGGAGGAGGAGGACGGGGGAAGAGCAGCGGCGGCAGAAGCAGCAGCGGAGAACCGAACUGACAACCUCAUUCCCGGAGGGGGAGAGAAGCAGCGACGAGGCCAUAGGACGAUGUGAAGAUGGGUUUAGUUUUCGGUCUCCUUUGGCUGUUUACCGGCUACCUGCAGGGCGUGCACGGCCAGGGCGUGUAUGCGCCCCCUACAGUGCGAAUUGUGCACUCCGGUCAGGCCUGUAGUGUGGAAGAGGAGCGCUACAGUGAGAGGGUUUACACUAUCAAAGAGGGAGAGACUCUAGAGCUGCAGUGUUUGGUGACUGGACACCCGCGACCACAGAUCCGUUGGACUAAGACUGCUGGUGGAGCAUCAGACCGUGACUCCUCACUGCAUAACGAAACUCUGAGGAUCGAAAACAUCAACCGACACCAGGGAGGGCGUUACUACUGCAAGGCUGAGAAUGGAUUGGGAUCCCCCGCUAUCCGUUCCAUACGAGUAGAUGUCUACUACCUGGAUGACCCAACAAUAACAGUGCAUCAGAGUGUCGGUGAAGCAAAGGAGCAGUUCUACUUUGAGCGGACGGUGUUCCUUCGCUGCGUAGCCAACUCCAACCCUCCUGUCCACUACACCUGGAGGAGAGGCAGGGAGGUGCUCUCGCAGGGCUCAGACACUGGGGUGGAGAUCUAUGAGCCAUUCUUCACACAGGGCGAGACAAAGAUUUUGAAGCUGAAGAAUCUUCGUCCACAGGAUUACGCUGACUACACCUGCAUCUCCUCUGUCAGGAACGUCUGCGGCAUCGAAGACAAGAGCGCCCACUUCACUCUGAGCAACAGAACAGCUCCUCCAUCUAUCAGGCUCCUCCUGGACGACCCCCUGGUGGUGAACCAUGGGGAGACAAUCACUUUGGUAUGCGUGGCAUCAGGUGGAGACCCUCGUCCCAGUCUAAAAUGGAUGAGAGCCGAAGUCCAGGAACUUCCAAAGAGGAGUGUCGUCAAAGGGGGCACACUGACCAUUCCUGCUGUUACCAUUGAUGAUGGAGGUGUCUACAGCUGUCUGGGGUCCAACAACGUCGGAAAUCCCGCCAAGAAAUCCACCACCAUACUGGUCAGAGGUCUCCGUAAAGGUCGCUUCUGGAUCACACCUGACCCUUACCACAAUGAUGACAAUAUCCAGAUUGGACGGGAAGUGAAGAUCAGCUGCCAGGUGGAGGCCACGCCUCCAGAGGAACUGCAGUUCAGCUGGCUGAAGAACGGUCGGCCUCUGAGGAGCUCUGAGCGGAUGGUCAUCACCCACACUGACACAGAUGUCUCACCGGGAACCACCAACCUCGACAUCAUCGACCUCAAGUUUACCGACUUUGGCACCUACACCUGUGUGGCAUCACUGAGGAAUGGAGGGACCCCAGAGAUUAGCAUUGACGUCAACAUUUCAUCCACCACAGUUCCUCCAGAGCUCACCGUCCCCAGGGGCCGCUCUCACCUGAUUGCUCAAGAAGGUGACACCGUGGACCUGCAGUGCCUGGUCUCAGGAAAACCCAAACCCAUCAUCCUGUGGUCUCGGGUGGAGGAGAGCGGGGUGGCGGCGGCGGCGGCUGCAGUGGCAGCUCUGAUGCCAGACGGCUCCGUUCAGACGGAGAGCUACGACGGCAUCCUGAGGAUCAGCAACGUGACCAGAGAGAUGAGUGGGACGUACCGCUGCCAGACGAGCCAGUACAACGGCUUCAACGUCAAACCCAGAGAGGCCUUGAUACAGUUGGUGGUGCAGUUCCCUCCGACUGUGGAGCCAGUGUACACAGAGAUCCGUCAGGCCCUUGGCCGGGCAUUCAGCCUUACCUGCCGUCUGCUGCGAGCUCAUCCAGCUCGCCUCCUGAGAUAUGAGUGGAAGCUGGGCACCCGCCUCCUGACUGUUGGACAGUUCAGUGACCAGAAGGAUGACACUAACUACCAUGUCAGAGCUUUGAACCGAGAGGGCUAUGGCGAGUACACUUGUGACAUCACUAAUGAGGCGGGGGCGGGACGCUGCACCUUCCUGGUCACAGGAAAAGCCUACCCUCCAGAGUUUUACUACGACACCUACAGCGCUCUAUGGCAGAACAGACCGCGAGUCUAUGGCUUCAAGCUGCAGUGGACUCAGAUGGAGCCCAACGCUGUGGAUCGAAUCCUGGCCUACAGACUUGGUAUAAGACAGAUGGGUCAGUCUCGCUGGUGGGAGCAGGAGAUUCCCAUGGAGGGAACCAUCCAGAAGGGGGAGCUCCUAACCCACAACCUAACUGAACUCGUCAAACCCGAAUCCUACCUGGUCCGCCUAACACCCAUCACCCGCUAUGGGGAAGGAGACUCCACUGAACGCAUCAUCACAUACAGCGCUCCUGUUAACCCACAUCUCAGGGAGUUCCAGUGUGGUUUCGAGGACGAGGCAUUGUGUUUGUUCUCUCAGGACAAAAAUGACGUGUUCGACUGGACACGCCACAGUGCUGCCACGCGAGACACCAAAUAUACGCCAAACACGGGACCAAGCUCCGACCACACUGGCUCCAAGCAGGGUUUCUACAUGUACAUAGAGACGUCGAGGCCAAGGCUGGAGGGCGACAUGGCCCGACUGCUGUCCCCAACAUUCAACAUGAACUCCAAGAGCUCCUCCUCGUCUGUCAGCAACAACCCCACCUACUGCUUUGCUUUCUAUUAUCACAUGUAUGGGAAACACAUAGGUGCUCUGAACAUUUUCCUGCGUCAGAAGGGUCAGUCGGUGACAGAUACCUUGGUCUGGAGCCUCACUGGUAACCAAGGAGACCGCUGGCGUCAAGGCAAGGUCAACAUCCACCCAACCACAGCCUUUCAGAUGGUGAUAGAGGGAGUCCGAGGCUCUGGUAUUGAGGGAGAUAUUGCUAUCGAUGAUGUCACCAUUGAGGAGGGAGAAUGUAAAGACCCCCCUCCCAACAAUCUGAGGUCACUUGCUCCACCCUCAUCGCCACAUAUAUGGCAGCUCUGCGUCACUCUGAUUCUGGCUCUGAUUGGCCAGCAGAGCUGAUGAUCAGAUUAUUAUUUCAGCCCCUCUGGGUAUCAGUUUUUCCUCUACUGCAUCAUAAUCACAUUAACUCGAAAUGAUUGGUUGCCACUGAAGAACACCACUGGGUUUAUGUAUUUGUUUUCCACAUAUAUUGAACACUGUUCAUAUUCCCUAUUCCGCAAAUUUUUUACAGAAAGAGGCCUCAUUUAAUCAAAAAGAGAUCAGUUUAUAUAAAUAUAUAUAUAUUAUUAUGUUAUACUUUAAUUUACACUUUGAAAGAAAAUUUCUAGACAGCUUGGACAAGAAAAAAGUUACACUUACACAUGAUUGAAAAAAAAUAUCAAGUUUUGACAUACAUGUCAAAUGUUUUCUGUCGCCAUCACAUUUUUACCUUAUGAUAUAGCAAUACUUCAAUAAACAUGGACAAAUGACUUAGUCUGUACAGGAAUAUCAUCCAUUUAAAUGUAUUUGAAAUGCAUUACAGAUGACAGGGAGAACAUGGAGACUGUUGUGAAACAAGACUUGCAACAGUGAACAAUUAUGACAAGUCACAAAACAUAAUACUUUUUGUGAUUUGACACUGAUUUAUUGUCU
Messenger RNA from Archocentrus centrarchus (flier cichlid), 4227 nucleotides. RefSeq names its product MAM domain containing glycosylphosphatidylinositol anchor 2a (gene mdga2a). The record is from RefSeq and is a predicted model, not a curated record. Gene Ontology annotation, biological process: homophilic cell-cell adhesion; synapse organization. Gene Ontology annotation, cellular component: axon; plasma membrane; neuronal cell body. Gene Ontology annotation, molecular function: protein binding; axon guidance receptor activity. The transcript is spliced from 18 exons. The coding region runs from base 754 to 3654 and encodes 966 amino acids. NCBI's taxonomy places the organism in Eukaryota, Metazoa, Chordata, Actinopteri, Cichliformes, Cichlidae.